ACAGGAUUCAACACAGAAGGGCUUUCUGCCAGGGCCCCAAGGGUGUGUUUUCAUGCACCAGCAGACGCCCUCUGCUAGCUUAUGCAAGUGGGUUGGGAGGUUGCUAUGUUAAUAUUGCUUAUCUUGGGAGUAUUGCUUCAUGAGGUUCCACUGAGUAGCCAAGAUGAGGCUUCUCCCAAGGCCAGCAGACCCCUGUUUGACUAUGACAGCCUCCGCUUGCCAGAAGAGCACAUCCCCUGCUUUCUGCACAACAAUAGGCAUAUUGCCACCCUCUGUAAGAAAGACUCACAUUGUCCUUAUAAGAAACACUUAGAAAAUCUAAAGUUCUGCUGGGGUUAUGAGAAAUCCUGCAAACCAGAGUUCAGGUUUGGUUACCCUGUCUGCACCUACGUUGACAUGGGAUGGACGGAUACCCUGGAAUCAGCCCAGGACAUAUUCUGGAAACACGCGGACUUUGGCUAUGUUGCAGAGCGGCUGGAGGAGCUGCACGUGCUCUGCCAGCCUAAGGAAGCGAAUGACUCAAGUCUGGUAUGUUCCCGUUAUCUUCAGUACUGCAGAGCAGCCAAUUUCUAUCUUGAUUUAAGAAACAUCAAGAGAAACCAUGACAGGUUUAAGGAAGAUUUUUUCCAGACUGGUGAAAUUGGAGGACACUGUAAACUUGACGUUCGUACAUUGAUGUCUGAAGGUCAGCGUAAGAGCCCGCUGCAGUCUUGGUUUGCUGAGCUCCAAAGCUAUACUCAGCUCAACUUUAGACCUAUAGAAGAUGCUAAAUGUGACAUUGUUAUUGACAAACCAACCUACUUCAUGAAAUUGGAUGCAGGUGUUAACAUGUACCACCACUUCUGUGACUUUAUCAAUCUUUAUAUUACUCAGCAUGUUAAUAAUUCAUUCAGUACAGACGUGUACAUCGUGAUGUGGGACACGAGCACCUAUGGAUAUGGCGACCUGUUCUCUGACACAUGGAAAGCAUUUACAGAUUAUGAUGUUAUACAUUUGAAAACUUAUGAUUCCAAAAGGGUAUGUUUUAAAGAAGCUAUUUUUUCACUACCCCCACGGAUGAGGUACGGACUGUUCUAUAAUACUCCUCUGAUAUCUGGCUGUCAGAAUACUGGCUUAUUCAGGGCAUUUUCCCAGCAUGUACUACACAGACUGAACAUCACACAAGAGGGACCCAAGGAUGGAAAAAUUCGAGUCACCAUUCUUGCCCGGAGCACAGAGUAUCGGAAAAUACUAAACCAAAAUGAGGUUAUCAUGGGCUUUACUCACUACGUUCUCUCUUCUCUCCAUCUGUCUUUUUUGUUCUGUAUUCACAGGGAACUUGGGUUUUUAGAUCAACUAAGGAUUACUCAUAACACUGACAUAUUCAUUGGGAUGCACGGAGCUGGUCUGACCCACUUACUUUUCCUUCCAGACUGGGCUGCUGUAUUUGAACUGUACAACUGUGAAGACGGGCGCUGUUACCUGGACUUGGCUAGGCUGAGGGGCGUAUACUACAUCACUUGGAAAAGACAGAACAAAGUCUUUCCUCAAGAUAAGGGCCACCACCCAACUCUGGGAGAACAUCCGAAAUUUACCAACUACUCUUUUGAUGUGGAAGAAUUUAUGUACCUCGUCCUUCAGGCUGCAGACCAUGUAUCACAACACCCAAAGUGGCCAUUUAAGAAGAAACAUGAUGAGCUGUGAAUGUGUUGAGUCUGUUUGCAAAAAGGGAAUGUUUAAACGCUGCACCACCCACUCACAGUUAAAUUAGUAAAACAACUGGUAUUUCUUAGCCCCAAAUUUGUUUUUCUAUACCAAGCCAUGCCUUUAGGAUAUUACUUAUGGGCCUUAUAGUCUUUAACUGUUUCGUGGGAUUUUUGUGUUAUUGCUAUUUAUCAAGAUACUAUUUUUGCACUGAGAACUUUACUUUUUAUACUUCAAACACAGGCAUGGGCUUGCUGAUGUAGUUGAGCUCCCCUCUUAGGGAUACCAAAGUAUUCAAUUUUCUUAGCUUCAGACUUUGUAAAUAUUUUUGUAGAAUACUGUGGGAUUAUAGUUCUAGAGGCUUCCAAAUGGUUUAUGAUAUAUCUGAGUAAAUUCACAAUGGCUCACUUAUUUGCCAUAAUUUAUUCAUAGCACUAUUUGUGGUAGAAAAGGAGAUGGUAACCCACACACCCACACACCGUUGUGAUUCUCAGCUAUAGGACCAUGUUAUAGAUCAAACAGUGUUAUAAACAGAUCAGUUUUACUCUAUCAGAGUCCACACUAAGUCCUACUGAAUUCUCUGCUCUAUCAUUUUAGUCAGCUCUGGGUUCUAUGCAUCAAAAGCCCGAAUGAAUCAUGCUGCUGUAUUAAUUUAUAUAAACAUGUUUCCUGUAUGCAAAUCAUGUUUUCCCAAAUUGUACAACUACACAUGAUAGAAACAAAUUAGAACACUUUUUAGGACUGUCUUGUCUACCUUCUCGCUGGUUUCCACCUCACUGUGGAGAGCAUUUAUAUAUCAAAUAGUGGUUUCUUUCUUUUUUUUUUUUUUUAGCUGAGCCAUCCUGCCAACCAGCUCAUCGGCAGCUCAGCUCGGGCCCAUGUG
Molecule: messenger RNA, 2566 nt
Organism: Hipposideros armiger (great roundleaf bat)
Lineage: Eukaryota; Metazoa; Chordata; Mammalia; Chiroptera; Hipposideridae
Gene: EOGT
Product: EGF domain specific O-linked N-acetylglucosamine transferase
Exons: 15
Coding region: 82-1683 (533 amino acids)
Cellular component (GO): endoplasmic reticulum lumen
Molecular function (GO): protein O-acetylglucosaminyltransferase activity
Source: RefSeq, a predicted model, not a curated record